GCGCUGUGAGGGGAGAGGAGGACAUUGUUUGCCUGUGACUGUGGGCAACGGAAAAGCAUGAGUUAUCAGGGCAUGUGUGAGUAUGUUCAGAGAGAGUGUUUGUUUGUGGGCAUGUGUGAAUGAGUGUGCGAUGGAAGGAGCAUGCGUGUGAGGACUGUUCCUGUUUGGGAUGUUGGAGCUUGGAGGCCAUUCAAAAGGAUGCUCAAACAAAAGCUGGAUUUUUUUUCUUCUCUUUUUUUGAAUGGUGAUUGAGGACUGGCUGGAUUCCGUUACUCAUGCGGUUUGGCUCCACGGUGCUUCGGGGUAGCUGAAGGAUCUUCUGCAUGCAUGGCCGAGGGGCCUUACCUCACCUACUACCCCACUAGCCUCUGGGCUGAAGGAUUAUGGGUAACCUCAUCAGCCGGCCCAGCUGCCUGGGUCAGAAGUCCAAGCAUGUCAGGUCAGACGAGGCCUUCCUGAAGGAGUGCUACCAACGGCGAAGGGAACGUCAACCCGCGGAGCAAAAUGGGGAGCCCAAACCCGAAAUGGCGGUCAAAGACAAAGCGGGAGAGGAGGCAUGCAAGGAAGGAGAGGUGCAGAGGGACGAGGAGGCACAGGAAAUCGAUCACAACAGGGAGGUCAGGGCUCAAACUCCCAUUUCGGAGAAACCCCUGCGUAGCUCUCCAACUUCCACAAUCAGGAGCACCAGUACGCUGGACAACAACGCCUGGCACAGCAGCCCUUCCCCGAUAAAAACAUCCCGAAAUGGGACGCUGACGAGGAGAGCUGUGCCUCCAGAGUAUACCCGUUCCCCUCUGGCUCACCCGGACCGGGCCUCUGCCGAGAGGAGGGGCAGCUUCCAGAGGAGAGACUCCAGAGAAGGAAGCCCCUGGUCCUGGAAGACUCUUGCAUCCCGCGAGGUGACGGAGGUGACGGAGGUGACGGAGACGGUCGUUACAGAGAUUGUGGAAGUGACAGAGUAUCCGUCUGGAGACAAAGGAGGCGACCCCGUUGUCACCAGAACUGUUAGAAUCCUGAACGGUGCCGCCGAGGAACUCGCUGAGCUCCAAAGUGAUGGACACUCAAGCUCAGAUCAGGAUUCCAGCCUGGAUAGAUGGAGAGGAACAAAAUCUGCCUUGUCUCUGAGGGAUGUUUCAACAGAUUCUGAGACAUUCCUCCAAAACCUGGAAGCUUUGCUCACAUGGGUCAGUGAGAUAGAGGAGCUCACAGCCAAUCAGAAACCGCCAUCCUCGGAGGUCAAAGUGGUGAAAGCACAGCUCCAAGAACAAAAGCUCCUGCAGCGCCUCCUGACAGACCGAAGGCGUAGCAUGGACUCCAUGAUGUUGCAGGGCCCUCGACUUGUGGAGGCCCACCCCGGAGAGGAGGGGGAGCAGGAAAAAGUCAAGCUGGCUGCUCUCACACGGAAGUGGGAAGCCUUACAGCUGGGUGCGGAGAAAAGGAGAGCGACGCUGGAGCUCAUUCUGCCGAGGGCCCAGCUCUUCCAGGAAGGAGUUGACAGCUUGCAGCAGUGGCUCAUGUCGGUGGAACAGACCGUCGCUGAACUACGCAACGCGGAGCGAGUGAUGCUGCGUCUCUCAGAGGCCACGGACAAGGCCAAGGCGGUCGUCGAAGAGAUUCAAGUCAAAACGGCUGAGCUAGGGAAAAUACAAAAGUCGGGACAUGCUCUGAUGGAAGCGAUUUCAGACGAGGAGGCCCAGCAGGUGCAGGAGAAGAUGGACGCUCUGCGUAUCCGCUGCUCUGUGCUGAGUCUAAGCAGUCUGGAUGUGCUGCAGAGGCUGGAUCAGGCCCUGGAGGCCUCCAGCCGCUGCACCUCCAGCCAGGAGGACCUCCACCUGUGGCUGGGCCGCAUCGAGAGGGAGCUGCUGGGGGCAGCGGGAGCGCAGGCGCAUGCUGGAGACGCAGUACUGUGUGCAGCAGAGAGACAGAGGCUGGAGCAGGCCGUGGUUAAGGAGGUGGCUUGGUUCAGAGACACAGCGCUGAGUCUUGAAAAGCUGAAAACUAUUCACCUGGAUCCAAAGCUCAUAGCAGAACAACUUUACGAACAGAAGAUUUUGGCAGUGGAGAUCCUCCAACACAGGUUCAACGUUGAGAAGAUGGUGAAGAUUGCAGAAAUCUUGCUGACGUACAGUGAUGAAACAGAAACAUACGAUUUGCAGACCCCGCUUGAGGCCUUGCAGGAGCAAUGCAACACCAUCUCAGCCACCAAUUCCCACGUGGUGCUGCAGCUUGAGCACGCUCAGUCGCUUCUUCUCCAGUUCUCUGAGGGCAUCGAGGAGGUCUCGCCCUGGCUCCAAGAAACCCAAACCCUGAUUGGCCGGCUUUCCAUGAGCACAAUUAGCUAUGAGGCGUUUCGGGAACAACAGGACCUCUUACAGGGCCUGAGGGAGUCUAUAGCAGAGCACAGACCUUUGAUAGCACGCUUAUGCUCUUUGGCAAAACGCUUGUCAGAACUAAACCCCCUUCAGGGGGAUGAGUUCAGUCGGAAGGCGACGGAGGCCGAGGAGCAGCACAGGACCAUCAGAGACCGGGUCAGAGAGGCCGCCAACGUACUCGAGGAGUCGUUACCUCGAUUUACGCAGCUGAAUGAGAGGAUGACCCUGAUCAGAGAGAGUCUGGACCGCCUCCGCAGUCACAUGCAGACUCACACCUCACUUCAAGGCCUCACCCCGAGGAUCCAGGAGCAGCUGCAGGACAACAAACACACCCGGGCCGAGCUGUCCAAGCUGCAGCUCGACCUCGGCAGUGUGAAGACACAGGCAGAUGAACUUCUGGCCAACACGCUGGCCGCUGGUGAUGGAUCUGUCGGUACAGCAAUACAAGAGCGUGUGUCCAGCUUGUCCCAGCUGUGGGACGAGACGCAUGCUCAGGCUCAGGAAGGAGAAAGUUGGCUUUUAAAACUCUUGGAUCUUGCCUUGAAGUACUGGAGUGACAUCAACGAUGUCACGGCCGCUCUCAGUGAUGCUCAGCAGGCCAUUUUGGAUUUAAACGCUAGUCAGACCGACUCUGAAACAAUCCGCCAGAGCCUCGAAAGCAUGCAGACUCUCAGAGAGGAUAUCGACAGUUUACAGGGAGAUUUGGACACCCUAGGUGCUCUGGGAAUGGAUCUGAUGUCAGCAUGUGGCGAUACGGACAAACCCGAUGUCACAAAGAGCCUGGAUGAACUUUAUUGCACGUGGAACCAGCUGAUGAAACUGUGGAAUGAAUGUCACACAAAGCUGGAGGAGUCCUUGCAGAUGGCGCUAUUUUAUCAAGACACCCUGCAGGGUCUUUUUGAGUGGUUGAAGUCAGCCGAGCUGAGGUCUACUGAGGAGUUCAUAGUAGGAAGUGACCUGGAAUCCGUCAAACAGCAACUACGUGAUCUCAAGGAGUUUAAGCGAGAACUUUACCAGAAGAAGAUAGAGAUAGAAAGCCUGAACCAUCGCUUUGUGUGCCGGCUCUCUCCCGGCUCAGAGCGUCCAAGCUCCGUGUCCCCUCUGUGUGACUUCAGACAGCGCUGGGACAGCUUGGAGUCAGAGACUGUCAGCAGACAGCAUCAGCUGGAGUGUGCUCUGCUGGGUCUGGGCCAGUUCCAAAACACACUGGAUGAGCUGCACACGUGGCUCUCCAGAACAGCUGAACAACUGCAGGGCAGUCGGCCAAUCAGCAUCGACCUGCAGGCCUGUGAAAUAGAGCUGGCCAAACACAAGGUGUUGCGUAACGAUGUCAUGUCCCAUGUUCGCACGGUCGAGUCCCUUAACCAGGCGGGCAGGGGGCUGCUGGAGAUCGGGUCGGGGGACAGCCCGCAUGGUCUGCUGCCUCAGCUGGACCAACUCAAUGACAGCUGGGAGUUUGUCCGCUGCGAGACUGAACGCAGGCAGUUGGAAUUAGAGAACGGACUGAGUCAGGUACAAGAUGUUACCAUGGAGAUCCAGGAUCUCUUGCAGUGGCUUGAGAACACAGAUCUGAGAUUGUCCUCCUCUAAAACCGUAUGGGGAAUGCCGGACUCUGCCAGUGAAAGGCUCAAUGCACAUUUGGAGUUGUGCAACGAGAUGGAGUCUAAGCUCCACGCUUACACCGACGUGAAGAACGCCAUCCACAGGAUGCUGGAAGGCAACGUUGUGCGGGGAUCGGGCACCGAGCACAGCUUAUCUAUUCUUGAACAGAAAUGGGCAUCGGUUCUCAGCAAAGUCCAGGAGCGAAAGGCGAGGCUUACGGAAGGACUGAGUCUGGCCAAGGACUUCCACAGCAACGUCCAGGAACUUCUCACUAAAAUGACCAAGUGUGAAGAGUCUAUUGGGUUUCUUCCUGCUCCCAGCUUUGUUCUGGAGCGAGUUUGUUCUCAACUGCAGGAACAUAGAACGCUGGUGAAUGAGGUGAACGGUUACGGGGAGAAGAGGACCACCAUGGAGAGCACAGCCCGCAGACUAAUAGAGCUGAGCCGGAAGGAAGACUGCGAUGUAAUUCAUAACCUAAUCAUGACCGUCCAAGACCGCCACAAAAAGCUCCAGCAGCGUGCUUCAGAAAGAGGCAGAACGCUGGAGGAGGUCAAAAAGUCUGCCAAACAGUUCAAUGAAUCGUGGCGCCUGCUAGUGGACUGGAUGGCGGAGGUGGAACAGACAUUGGACACACACAAAGAGAUCGCUGUGACCCACGAGGAGAUUAAACAACAGCUGACUGAACAGAAGGAGUUCCAGAAACUGCUCCGGUCAAAGAGGCCCAUGUACGAUGCAACAUCUAAGAACGGACGUUGCCUUCAUGAAAGGGCUCAAACCGGCCAUGAUAGACAACACGUGGAGAAUCUCCUGGCUGAGCUCAAAGACACAUGGGACACCGUCAGCGGCAAGUCUAUGGAGAGACAACACAAGCUGGAGGAAGCACUGCUGUUCUCGGGCCGAUUCACCGACGCCCUCCAGGCACUGAACGACUGGCUGUACAGAGCCGAGCCCCAACUAGCCGAGGACGUUCCUGUCGGUGGGGACAAAGACAUGGUCAACAACUUGAUCGACAAACACAAGGCCUUCCAAAAGGAGUUGGGGAAGCGAGCCGGAUGCAUCCGGACGCUGAAGCGCUCUGUGAGGGACCUGACCAGGAGCAGCACAGCCGACGCUCACUGGCUGCAGGAGCAGAUGGAGGAGCUGGAGGUCCGCUGGGAGGUUGUGUGCAAACUGUCCGUCAGCAGGCAAGACAGACUGGAGGCCGCUCUUCAGCAGGCUGAAAAGUUUGUUGGUCUUGUCCACUCUUUAAUGGAGCGCCUCACCGAGGCAGAGAGGAUACUGAAAUACGGCGUGAUACCAGAGGAGGAAGAGGGCCUGCUCUCUUUCCGCAAACAGCACGAGGUAUCGAUGGGAGCCCUGCAGACUCAGGCCGUGGAGUUGCACAACAUCCAGUGUCUGGGUGAGGAGAUCCUGGCUUCCUGCCAUCCAGACUCCAUAAUCACCCUGAAGUCCUGGAUCAGUGUCACCAAGACCCGCUAUGAGGAGGUUCACAGCUGGGCUCAGCAGCAAGGCCAGAGAAUCCAGGCCGGCUUGGCAGCACUGGAGUCAGAGAAAGAGGAAGUCCAGAGGCUGCUUGACUGGAUCUCCUCAGCAGAGGAAGCACUCAACCUCAGAGACCAAGAGCCUCCGCCUGAGACCACAGAGCACAUCCAAGAACUGAUUGAGCAGCACACAGUAUUCAUGGAAGAGUUGAAUAAAAAGUUCCCAGAGGUUGAACAUGCCACAAAGUCCUGCAAACACAAGAGCGUUUCCAAACGCCAAUGUUCCCCCAGCAAACGGCCACUCACGAAGAGGAGGAGCACUCUGAAGCUCCAGCCGGUUGUACCUAUUCCCCUGGAGCACCUCGACCCCCAGACACCAAAGCUCGGUCAGCUGGUCACUCAGUGGCAGAAACUUUGGCUCCUGGCAGUGGCGAGACAAAACCGCCUGGAGCAACAGCAGCUAACACUCAAAGAGAUGGAGGAAUUUGCAAACUUCGACUUCAAUAUUUGGCGAAAGCGUUACAUGGUGUGGAUCAGUCAUUUGAAGUCACGGAUCCUAGACGUGUUUCGCAGUAUCGACCGAGACCAAGAUGGACGCAUCAGCCAGAAGGAACUGGUUGACUAUGUCCUUGCCUCCAAAUUUCCCACCAACUCUCUAGAGAUGAACGCAGUGGCAAACAUCUUCGACGUGAACAGCGACGGCUUCAUCGACUAUUACGAGUUUGUGAGUGCCCUUCACCCGAGCAGAGAUCCCUACAGGAGAACGCUGGAUGCAGAUCAAAUCAACGAAGAGGUGAGUCGCCAGGUAUCUCAGUGUAACUGUCCCAAGAGGUUCCAAGUGGAGCAAAUAAGUGCCAACAGAUACAGGUUUGGAGAUUCCCAACAGUUGCGGAUGGUUCGUAUCCUGCGUAGCACGUUGAUGGUGAGGGUGGGAGGAGGCUGGACUGCUCUUGAUGAGUUCCUGGUUAAGAACGACCCCUGCAGAGUGAAAGGCAGGACCAACCUGAAGAUCAAGGAGAAGUACUUGUCUCCAGCAGGAAGCACUUCCAAGGGUUUGACUGUCAGCAGGUCCAACUCGAGCCUCAGCCUGUACAGCAGCGCCUCGGCCCCCACCAGCCCCAUGACACGCAAGGCAUUGCUUCGCAGAAGUUUCUCAGGUGACCGCUGCGUCCGUCCCAGGAGCUCCAUCGCUGCUUUGGGAUCCGACCUUCAGUUUACCACAACAGGGGAUGAGAAUUCUCCCUCACCAUCAGACGAAGCUGAGAGGUUACCCACAUGAUGAUCUCUGCCUCUGAGAACCACGAGUAUGCUGCAGUGUUGAACCCAAACACUUGCCUUCGGGCCCCAAAACAGAGAGAUAAGCAGAAGUAAUGUGAGAAAGGGGCCAAAAAAUGCAUCAGUCACGUCUGAAAAGCAGCCACUGACAGAAGAGUGAUGCUCAAGGGUUUGAGAAACUGUGUGGAGGUUAUGAGUGGACAAUGGGGAGUCAGCAGAUGCGUGAACCCUGGUGCAUUGCAUACAGUAGAAUCUGAUUAGGAAGAUUAAAAAGUAGGAAGUUUUGCAUGGGUGCUUAUUGCAUGAUAGCCAGAUUCUUGCUUGCACAGUUCUUUCUCCUGCUUGUUGUUGUAAAGAUAUGAUACGUGAGUCUGGGAACAAAGGUCUGUCUCGGGCAGUAAUGUGGUGUCAAAAAGGGACUCAGAUCGCAUGUAUACAUGGUAUGUAAAGGUGUUGUGCUGCCCCCCACCAGCCUCCAAAAUAACCCACAUAUACCAAAACCACAAGGAUGUGAACGGUACAGUAUGCUGUCUUUCAACUUCGUGAUUUUAUUUUAUAUUUCAUUCCAUUGAGAUGACAUUGUUGGCAGGGCCACCUCUGUUUUUUGUCUUUUACUUUUGUUUCACAGUUUUCAAAUGUGAUGUAUUUGUAUUGUUCUUUAUUGUAAGAAUGUUUUAAACACUGGAGAUUGUGUAACGAACAAUGCACAGAUGUACAACAGGUCAUUGUUGAUUUGUAGAGAUUAUUUUCUCAGGAUUGUUUUUACCUUUGAUGUAUGUAUUUCUAUGGAACAUUACUGUGAAAAUGUAGAUAUGCGAUUUCUUCGGGGAAUGUUUUGUUUAGCACAUUCUUUUCAUAAAAAUGCACUUUGCUGUGUCCUACUACUGUAGAUAGGUUGUUUUACGAAUUGGAAGACCUGUCAAUUGUCUUGAGCAGGUGAUAUGUCUGGUAUUAACAGAAUAGUUAUUUCAGUUGGUGUCCUUUUUGUCUCUUACCAAAAGUGGUAUCUUUUCCAAUUUCUCUAUUUCUGUCUAUAUCUGUCUUCUAUCUGACAUCCUCUGCAUUUGAGAACUUGAUUUUACUAAGAAAUAACAUGUAAGACACUCCAUCUGUUUCCUCCAAAGUUUCCUCAUGAGCUUGAAGAUACCAAUAUGCAUUCUUUCAGAAAAGAUACUGAAACCGCUGCUCUCACAAAUUUUCUGUGAGAGCAGCGGCUGCAGCUCCACCAUCAGUCUCCAGAAGAGGCUGUUCAAUGCUGCACUCUGCCUGGCUUACACGCUGAGACUAUUAUAUAGCAGUUAAUACUACACAAUACGUUAUCAUCAAUGGAAAGUUACAUUUGUAUGUGCACCUUUUGUACUAAAAAUAAUUGAGGUUGAAGAUCAUAAUUCAAAGUAUGUAUCUUAUUGCAUUUUGUCUUUGCAGUUUUUAAAAGUCAAAUGUUUUUAUAUGAUGAAGUACCUUUUGCUUUUGGCUACAUUGUGUCAAUGUUGAAGAACGUUGACAUGUUACUGUACUAUAAACACAAUAUUAGAUUUCACUUCUAUUGCUAUGCACCCUAAUCUUUCUGUACUGUAAAUGUUUCUAUACCCAGCACUCAUUCCAAUGUCUUAUUUAGGGAAACUCAAUUAAUAUCACUAAUGAUUUCAUGUCCACUUGUAUAAUCUUGUCAGAAAAAAAAAAAAUUGAUAUUACACAGA
Molecule: messenger RNA, 8430 nt
Organism: Gasterosteus aculeatus aculeatus (three-spined stickleback)
Lineage: Eukaryota; Metazoa; Chordata; Actinopteri; Perciformes; Gasterosteidae
Gene: macf1b
Product: microtubule actin crosslinking factor 1b
Biological process (GO): wound healing; intermediate filament cytoskeleton organization
Cellular component (GO): intermediate filament; cytoplasm; membrane
Molecular function (GO): microtubule binding; calcium ion binding; structural molecule activity
Source: RefSeq, a predicted model, not a curated record